Messenger RNA from Gorilla gorilla gorilla (western lowland gorilla), 1328 nucleotides. It is a transcript of the gene SNURF, whose product is annotated as SNRPN upstream open reading frame. NCBI's taxonomy places the organism in Eukaryota, Metazoa, Chordata, Mammalia, Primates, Hominidae. Gene Ontology annotation, molecular function: RNA binding. The record is from RefSeq and is a predicted model, not a curated record. Bases 467 to 1189 code for a protein of 240 amino acids. Gene Ontology annotation, cellular component: nuclear speck. The transcript is spliced from 10 exons.
UGUAGAGCCGCCAGUGGGGAGGGGGCAGCUGGUGUGUGUUCAGCUUCUGCUGUUUCGGAGUUUCAGCCGUACCCUCUUUAGGGUGCAGUGGAGACAGGGUCUGGCUAUGUUGCCCAGGUUGGAAUGCAGUGAUGCAGUUAAUAGCUCCCUGUAACCUCAAACUCCUGGAUCAAUCUAGACUCCUGCCUUAGCCUCCCAAGUGCCUGUUAGUACAGGCUUUUGAGGGAUCGCUUACACCUGAGACGAACUACAGAACAGCACGUACCAGAGGUGGAAGUCCAAGUGAAACGCAGAAGGACUGCCUCACUGAGCAACCAAGAGCUCCUCCAUCUACUCUUUGAAGCUUCUGCCCAGCUUGCAUUGUUUCUAGGAGAACCCACGUCAUACCUUUAUCUAUAGCCUUCCCCUAGGUCUUCAGAAGCAUCAAGUUUUAACUGUGGACAUUGGAUUUGGUGGAACAGCAAUCAUGACUGUUGGCAAGAGUAGCAAGAUGCUGCAGCACAUUGACUAUAGAAUGAGAUGUAUCCUGCAAGAUGGCCGAAUCUUCAUUGGCACCUUUAAGGCUUUUGACAAGCAUAUGAAUUUGAUCCUCUGUGAUUGUGAUGAGUUCAGAAAGAUCAAGCCAAAGAAUGCGAAGCAACCAGAGCGUGAAGAAAAGCGGGUUUUGGGUCUGGUGUUGCUGCGUGGGGAGAACUUGGUAUCCAUGACUGUGGAGGGGCCACCCCCCAAAGAUACUGGCAUUGCUCGGGUACCACUUGCUGGAGCUGCUGGAGGCCCUGGGGUUGGUAGGGCAGCUGGUAGAGGAGUACCAGCUGGUGUGCCAAUUCCCCAGGCCCCUGCUGGAUUGGCAGGCCCUGUCCGAGGAGUUGGGGGACCAUCCCAGCAGGUAAUGACUCCACAGGGAAGAGGCACUGUAGCAGCUGCUGCUGUUGCUGCGACUGCCAGUAUUGCUGGAGCCCCAACACAGUACCCACCAGGACGGGGCACUCCGCCCCCACCGGUCGGCAGAGCAACCCCACCUCCAGGCAUUAUGGCUCCUCCACCUGGUAUGAGACCACCCAUGGGCCCACCAAUUGGGCUUCCCCCUGCUCGAGGGACGCCGAUAGGCAUGCCCCCUCCGGGAAUGAGACCCCCUCCACCAGGCAUUAGAGGUCCACCUCCCCCAGGAAUGCGUCCACCAAGACCUUAGCAUACUGUUGAUCCAUCUCAGUCACUUUUUCCCCUGCAAUGCGUCUUGUGAAAUUGUGUAGAGUGUUUGUGAGCUUUUUGUUCCCUCAUUCUGCAUUAAUAAUAGCUAAUAAUAAAUGCAUAGAGCAAUUAAACUGUGA